Molecule: messenger RNA, 891 nt
Organism: Penicillium waksmanii
Lineage: Eukaryota; Fungi; Ascomycota; Eurotiomycetes; Eurotiales; Aspergillaceae
Exons: 2
Coding region: 1-891 (296 amino acids)
Source: RefSeq, a predicted model, not a curated record
AUGGCCUCGGGUAGCGUUCUGCCCCGAGAUGCCAAUGGUGACAUGGGCCUCGCUAUCCGCGGUGGCGGCGGUGGUGGUGAUGAGGGUGGUCAUGGAGGUGGUGAUGGUGGUUACCCUGGUCAUGGUGGUGGUGAUGGUGGUUACCCUGGUCAUGGUGGUGGUGAUGGUGGCCAUGGUGGUGGUGACGGCGGUCAUGGUGGUGGUGACGGUGACCACGGUGGUGGUGGCUACCCUGGCCAUGGAGGAGGCGGUGGUGGUGAAGAGUCGACGCCAUGCGAGACUACGACUACUCCUCCUCCGACCUCGACUCCGUGCGAGACUACCACCACCCCUCCCCCGGAGACCUCGACUACCCCAUGUGAGACCACUACCACUACUCCUCCCCCGGAGACUUCGACUACUCCAUGUGAGACUACCACUACUCCUCCACCGGAGACUUCGACUACUCCAUGUGAGACUACCACUACUCCUCCACCGGAGACCUCGACUACCCCAUGUGAGACCACUACCACUACUCCUCCCCCGGAGACCUCGACUACUCCAUUCACUUGGGCCACUGUCACCAGCGGAACGUCCACAUAUACCCAGCCAAUUACUCAGACUAGCACUUUGACCAUCACUUCCGUCGUCACUUGCACUGAGGGCUGCGUUCAGCCUACAACCAACUCGGUGAUUGUUCCUCCCUCAAGCCCUGCUCCCGAGCCUACCUCUCCUGCCCCCGAGGUUUCUCCAGUGGAGUCAACCACCGCAGCACCCUCUUCGCCGGUCACUGCGACUGCCCCGGCCCCGGCGGCUACUACUUCUCCUGCUUUUAAUGCUGCCUCCUCUCAAUACAAGAUGUCCCUGGCCGGACUGGUCCCCGGCCUAGCCAUUAUUAUGGCGCUGCUUUAA